This is a messenger RNA of Lepisosteus oculatus (spotted gar), 1195 nucleotides long. The record is from RefSeq and is a predicted model, not a curated record. Lineage: Eukaryota; Metazoa; Chordata; Actinopteri; Semionotiformes; Lepisosteidae.
AUGCACCAUGGCAAAGGAACAACAUUGUUGAUGGAGACCAAAGACCAUAGCCUCCAUGCUGCCCCCAGGGUCCCACUGCAGAAUGACAUCUUGAAACAGGGGCCUCCUGAGACCAGCCAGAAGAAAAUCAUCGAGCACUCCAAGGCUCAUGGGAGCUCUAUAGAUUAUCGCAGACAGGGCACUCAGCCUUCUCGGGCCAUACUGGUGGACAUGAUAUCAGGUCUUCCCAGAAUUCCUGCCAGUGAAAUGGAGAGGAACUACAGAACAAUAGAUCUCAACAAGGCCUCUAUAGACCUGUUCAGACAGGGAACCCAGCCCUCUAGGGCCGUCCUGGUGGACCUCAAUACAGGGCUCCCCAGGUUACCACUCAGCGAGAUGGACAGGACCUAUGUGCUGUCAGGGCAUAAAAAUGAAGGUGAACAUCUUGAGAUCACUGAACUGAAGGCACCAGCCCUGAUUAAAGGCCUCCAUGCUGCUCCCAGUGUUCCAGUUAGGAAUUACAUCCUGAAUCAGGGGCCUCCUAUGUCCAGCCAGACCAAAAUCAUUGAGCACCCCAAACCUAAUGGGAGCUCUAUAGAUUACCGCAAACAGGGCACACAGCCUUCUCAGGCCAUACUGGUGGACAUGAUGUCAGGCCUUCCCAGAAUUCCUGCCAGCGAGAUGGAGAGGAACUACAGGACAACAGAGUCAGAGCGGUGCCAGGGACAGGUCAUUGAUGGCAAGUGUUACCAGUUCUUUGCCAGCCCACGGACCUUCAGUGAGGCGGAGUCCACCUGCAGGGAGCUCUUCCCAGGAGGACAUCUGGCCUCGGUGACUUCCCCAGCUCUGCACUCCCACCUCAUCUCUUUGGUUAUCAACACCAAUGGAGGCCCAGCACUCACCUGGCUGGGAGCCUUUAAUUUCAAUCAUCUAAAUAAUGGCCAAUUUGUGUGGACAGAUGAUUCUGCCUGGGACUACACUGCCUGGCUUCCUGGACAGCCUCACAUCCAGGGCAAAGAGAACUGCCUGGAGAUGUUUAAGAUGGAUGUGGAGCUGUGGAGUGUGGUGGACUGUGGCAUGAGAAGAGCCUUCAUAUGCUCUUAUUCAGUGACUGUGUGAGGAACUGGGUAGUCUGACUGGAGUGUAUUACUUAGAUACUUAAGAGUCAGCAUCUCGUUCACUCCCUUUUAAAAUGUUCCAAUUAACCAUCUGUAAU